CAGGAGGAGGAGGAGGGGACUGAGCUGCCUUCCCAGGACCAGGAGCGAGCUGGACCAGGGCUAAAAGAAAAAUGCCUCCUGGCUCGUGGAAAGCAGGAUCUCGAGGCAGGCAGCAGUGGGAGUGUGAGUGAGGGUUUCACAGUCUGCUCCCCAGCCGGCUGCCGGGGGAGCUGAGCUGGUGCUUCUCAGCAGGGAGAGAGAUAAAUGCUGAAUUUCUCACACCACAACAGAGAAUCCCUCAGGGAGAGGCACCUCCAGCAUGGCCCAGAAAAGCCAAACUGGCGGGACUGGGAAAAAUGGGUCCUCCCUCCUCUACUGUAAGAGUGAUUUAAAGGAAGAAUCCCUGCAGUGGGUGACAGGUGAGUGGUUUGUUGAUAAGGAGAGAGGCAGAUCUGAGCACGAGGUGCCAUUGGAUCAGUGGAAAGACUUGAUCCAGGAUGGUGUCCUGAAGCCUGAAGUGAGGAGGUACAUGUUCUACAACUCGCGGGCAUUCCAGAUUGCCAUCGCCGUGAUUUUCUACAUGUCUCUCUGGACAAACCUUUACUCCACGGUCCAGCUGUGUUCCUUUGGACGCUCCUGGGUGUCCAGUGUGCUGGUGACCCUGGCUGCUGUGGCAGUCACUGUACUGGUCAUACUGGUCAUUGAUCGGCGCCAGAGGAAGAUAAACGUGAACACGGAUGUGAGGCUGGCAGCUGUCAAUGAAAUCUUUAUCAAGCACAGUUUAAUUCUGGGGAUUACAGAUGUCCUGGAGGGGCCACACAACAUCCUACAACUGUGGUUUGUGCACUUCAGCCCCGAGCGCUGCCUGCGGGCCCUGUCCUGCCACCUCACCCACCUGCAGAGCACUGCACAGGCAGGAUUGAGGCACAGGCUGGACAAGCUCUGUGUGGUCCUGGAGGCAGCAGUUCAGCCCGACCUGGGGACAGAGGAUGAGGAGGCUCCACGUGAAGAGUCCCCUCUUUUAUCCACUGGGGAGAACCUGAAUAAAAAGCCUGUGACAUGCAAUGAGCUGCUCUGCCUCGUCCCUGAGGGCCCACCAGAGGCCAUGGCCCAGCAGCUCCUGGUGAUCUUCAGCGGGUUCUACGUCCGGCUCCUGGUCACGGGGCAGCUCCCUGGGGCCGUGGCAGGGGGACACCUGGAGCACAGCACCGUGCCCUGUCUGUGCCAGUUCAUCCAGACCACCAUGCUCGACUCACACCAGAGCUGCUUCAGGGGCAGGUGACCCCCAGAGGGGGCUGGAAAACACCAAAAUAAAAGCUGUCCCUCCACACCAGUGGGGCUGUGAUCCCUCCUCCUGGAUUUACCCAGAUGGACAUGUGGAAGUAGGACUCCAAUAAAACAUGCAAGACACUCACA
Molecule: messenger RNA, 1356 nt
Organism: Manacus vitellinus (golden-collared manakin)
Lineage: Eukaryota; Metazoa; Chordata; Aves; Passeriformes; Pipridae
Gene: TMEM268
Product: transmembrane protein 268
Exons: 8
Coding region: 260-1222 (320 amino acids)
Source: RefSeq, a predicted model, not a curated record